Aureobasidium melanogenum CBS 110374 is the source of this 753-nucleotide messenger RNA. RefSeq lists its product as uncharacterized. The record is from RefSeq and is a predicted model, not a curated record. Bases 1 to 753 code for a protein of 250 amino acids. The transcript has 3 exons. NCBI's taxonomy places the organism in Eukaryota, Fungi, Ascomycota, Dothideomycetes, Dothideales, Saccotheciaceae.
AUGUUUUCUUUCAACCUUUUCAAGUGCUGCAAGGGCGACACUGCUGGCGACCUCGACUGCCUCCCACCUGCUCGUGCUAUCGAACUGCAGAAGCCCAGCCCCAAGAAGGUCAAAUCGUUCCUACCCACCUCAGUCAGAUCCAUCCCUGAACUCGACGUCUCGCCCUCCUCAAGCACCUCUGUUGCUAUGUUCGACUUCGAGGCCAUGACCAGUGUUUCUCCUCGCACCAACACAUUCACCGUGCAAGGCAACUUCGAGGACGUCGACUUGUCGUCCCCAACCAUCUUCUCCUCGCCUCCUUCCCAGGCGCGCAAACUCCCCUCAUCACCCUUUGAGGACCAGUACGAAGUCGGCUACUCUCUUGCUAUUGAUGACGCCUCCUCCUCAGACGACAAUGAAAGCUCCUACCCCUCUUCGCCUUGCUCCACUGUACCUUCCGUCCUGUUCGAGCAGGCUGAUCGCACCAGCUCCUUCAGCACUUGCCCCUCGCCCUUUGGUGAUGAGCAUGAGGUGGAGCAGGACAUCGAGUAUGCCCCUACUACUGCUUCAUCCAUCAACGAGUACACUCAGCGUGCCAUGGAGUACCAGCGUGUCCUCCUUCUCUUCGGACCCGGUAGUGUCGAGUACAAGAACCUUCAGCGUGACCAUGCACUUGCCGUUCUCGAAGGUGUCAAACCUCAGCGCAACGACCCCCUGAGUCCCGAUCUUAUCAACACUCUGGCCGAGAAGAUGGGAAGAAACCCUCAGUGCUGA